Callorhinchus milii (elephant shark) is the source of this 2863-nucleotide messenger RNA. It is a transcript of the gene slc24a1, whose product is annotated as solute carrier family 24 member 1. Lineage: Eukaryota; Metazoa; Chordata; Chondrichthyes; Chimaeriformes; Callorhinchidae. Gene Ontology annotation, molecular function: calcium, potassium:sodium antiporter activity; calcium channel activity. The record is from RefSeq and is a predicted model, not a curated record. Gene Ontology annotation, biological process: long-term synaptic depression; long-term synaptic potentiation; calcium ion transmembrane transport. Gene Ontology annotation, cellular component: membrane.
ACAGGCAGUGAGAGGAAAGUCAGCUUUGAGAAGGGGCUAUUGGGGACACAGAGAGGAGAGCAGCAGAUCACAGCUCGAGCUAUACCCGGGACAUGACUGAGAUCCAUCCUCUGUAUCGACGUAAAACAAUGUACGAAUUGCAUCAACUGAUAUCAAGAUAAAAAAACACACACACAAGAAAGCAAAACGAUCGACACCCAAUACCAACGCCAAUAGAGCAGAGAGGAAACCGAAGCAGAAACGAAAACCAGACGACACACUUCCAUGGGUGAGGUUUAAAGGACCCUUAUUUUUUUUUGGGGGGUGGGGGGUGGAAACGAAAUUGGACUUAUUCCACCCCACCACAAAAAAACUGACCUAAAAUAGAGAGAAGGAGUGGGAGAGAUGCAGACGAGACGGAGGAAAAGGUUGGCUUGGAACCGAGUUAUCUUCCUGUUCUCAUGUCUGGUCACUUGUUGCCUGUAUCAGGUCUCAGUCAGUGACUUUCUGCUGUCAGCACCGAGGAGAGCGCAGGAUGGAGAGGGGUCCAGAGGUGCAGGGGACGGGGUGCAGGGUAGGAGGCUCCUGGAGAGCAGUACCAAUCCCACCAUCAUGGUCAAGUCCACCUCAUCCAUCCCCUCCCCCAAUCCCAGGACCCCCGGCACCCCAUCUCCAAGGGGACUCGCGCUCACCACCGUGACCCCAACCCCAACCCGCACCCUCGGCCCCGAGACGAACCACACCCCCCAAGUCACAGCGAAACCCGUGGUCACGGAGAAACCUAGGUUGAGAGGAUGUAUAUUGGUUGGGAAUGAGAUUAUCCCAGCGACCACCACCCCAACCCCCACCACCACUCCUUUCCCCAACACCACAAUCACUCCCCCAAACAUCACCAUCUCCAGGGAACCUCCCUUGGCCCACACCAAGGGGGACUACCCUCAGGAUCUGUUCAGCGUGGAGGAGCGCAGGCAAGGCUGGGUGGUCCUCCAUUUGUUUGGGAUGAUGUACAUGUUCGUCUCUCUGGCUCUGGUGUGCGACGAAUUCUUCGUGCCAGCCUUGGGGACCAUCACCACAAAGUUGGACAUCUCAGACGAUGUAGCUGGAGCUACUUUCAUGGCCGCCGGUGGCUCGGCUCCGGAACUCUUCACGUCCUUGAUCGGCGUCUUCAUCUCCCACAGUAACGUGGGGAUCGGGACCAUCGUGGGAUCUGCUGUGUUCAACAUCCUGUUUGUGAUUGGCAUGUGCGCUGUCUUCUCCCGAGAGAUCCUCAACCUGACCUGGUGGCCUCUCUUCAGAGAUGUCUCCUUCUACAUUCUAGACUUGAUCAUGUUGAUCAUCUUCUUCUUAGACAAUAUCAUCGUCUGGUGGGAGAGCAUGUUUCUGUUUUCUAGCUACAUCCUUUACGUCAGCUUCAUGAAAUAUAACUCGAAGAUGGAAAAACUGUUCAGGAGGUACAUCCUAAACAACAGUAACAUUGUCAAAGUCCUCUCUCUGAUGGAUAAAGAAAAGAAACCCGAUGAAACAGGAUCCAGUGAGGAACCAGACGACAAGAACAGACUUAAGCCCAAACCGGCUCUCCAACGAGGAGGAAGCACAGCAUCGCUGCACAACAGCACAUUGCGAAGCACCAUCUUCCAGCUCAUGAUUCAUACCCUGGACCCAUUGGGUGAAGAGGUAGUAGCAGAUGGAAAUGUAAAACCCUCCAUGUCCAAGAAGGAGAAAGUGAAGUUUAAGGACAAAGCUGAAAUAAUGAAAAAUAUGACCCAGGGCAAGGGAAAUUCAAAAGAGCCACAAGGAGUCAAGGCCAGAGGUGGGUUUAGAAAUCAGAAGGUGAAUAAAAAUGAAAAGGUGGAUAAAAAUGUGCUCGAAAAGACUGAGGUCGAUAAGAAUGAGGUCGAUAAGAAUGAGAAGCUGGAUCUUCCGAAUACAGUGAAUGUAGAAGUUACUCCUCCCUCUGACUCGCCCGGUCCGUUACAGCAGGAGGACGCUGAAGAUCAGGCGAAACCCACAGGAGACCAAAAACCAGACGAUGAAGACCCUGGUGACGAUGGUGGUGGUGGUUCUGACGGGAGUGACAAGGAUGACGAGGACGAAGAUAGUGAUGAUGAUAGUGACGAGGACAGCGAUGAUGAUGAUGAGGACGAGCAAGAGGAUGAUGAAGAGCCUUUAAGCCUAGAAUGGCCGGACACCUUGAGAAAACAGGCGACUUACCUCUUCCUGCUGCCCAUCGUGUUCCCUCUCUGGCUAACGUUACCUGACGUCCGAAACCAUGCUUCUAAGAAAUUCUUCCCCAUAACUUUUAUUGGAUCAAUUUUAUGGAUUGGUGCUUUUUCGUACUUGAUGGUGUGGUGGGCUCACCAGGUUGGUGAAACUAUUGGGAUCUCCGAAGAGAUCAUGGGUUUAACGAUCCUUGCUGCUGGAACCUCAAUCCCUGACCUGAUCACCAGUGUCAUCGUGGCCCGUAAAGGUCUGGGUGACAUGGCUGUCUCGAGCUCAGUGGGAAGCAACAUAUUUGACAUCACCGUGGGGCUUCCGAUUCCCUGGCUAUUGUUCACCUCAUUUAACUCAUUCCAGCCGGUUGCCGUGAGUAGCAAUGGCUUGUUCUGUGCUAUUGUCCUGCUGUUCCUGAUGCUGCUGUUUGUAAUCAUGUCUAUAGGCCUGUCCAAGUGGAAAAUGAACAAGUUCCUGGGCUUUACCAUGUUUGGCCUGUACUUUGUGUUUUUAAUCAUCAGUGUGUUGCUCGAAGACAGGUUUAUAGUGUGCCCGGUGUCCAUAUGAACUCUGACUUUCUACCCCGACAUUUCAGAGGACACUGUGAAGGAUUGGGUUUGCUACAACGACAAAAAACUGAAGGAAACAUCCCAACACAUAAAGUUCAUCUGUA